AACAUCAUUAUGAACUCUGAGUCAGAGCAGAAGAGCAGUAAGGGUGUUUUGUUUGGCAGAUCUUCCAGUUUAACAUGAGCGCAGCAACACUGACGCCACUCUGUGGGCACACCUGCAGCUCAGGUGGGAGGAUGGUUGUCCUGGAGGAAGCUCUCUGAGGGAACAAACAGGCUGGAGCGCAGCUGAGGAGCCUCAGACGCCAGGAGAAGGAGAGGAGGACGACCAGUUCCAGGCUGUGGAUGAUGGCACAGAGUCCGACAGAAGGAAGAGGAGGAGAGAUCGGCCCGCAAGACGUGCUGAGAGGAUGCACAGACGGCGCUCAGAGGACGAAGAGCAACAUGAUCCGAGUGUUCAUCAGCUCCACGUUCACAGAUAUGAGCAGCGAGAGGAAGGCUCUGCUGGAGAAAGCUUACCCAGAAGUCCGGUCCUUCUGCUGCGGGCUUGGCUUGGUGUUCGAGGUUGUGGAUCUACGCUGGGGGAUCCGAAACGUCCCGUCAGGAGACCACGAGGCCUGUGAGGUCUUCCUGGAGGAGAUCCAGCGCUGCGAGCAGAUGUCAGCUGGUCCAACGUUCAUUGCUCUGCUGGGGAACCGGUACGGCCACCGAGCUCUUCCUCGCCUCAUUCCAGAGAAACUCUUUGACGCUCUUCUGUCCAAACUCUCCAAAAACCCAGAAGGCAUUAAGACACUUAACCAGUGGUUUAAAAAAGACAGCAAUGCUGUCCCACCCACCUAUGUCCUUCAGCCAAUCAUAGCUCACUUCCCUCAUUACAUUGACCUUCGGCCUGAGAGCGGGAAGCAGCACGACAAAGAUGUCCUGUCAUGGCGCCUAGCAGAGACUCGGCUACUGCGACUACUUCGAUCUGCAGCCACUGACGCCGAGGACACCGGCGAGAUCACAGCUGAGGAGAAACAACGGUUCUACACAUCAGUCACAGAGCGGGAGUUUGAGCGUGGUUUGUGGCAGAAUGACUAUGAAUCAUCUGCUCUGCUCUUCGUUCGUGAGAUUCCCCGUCAGAAGUCCAGGGAGGGGCCCAAACGUUUUGCCAAGUUCAUGGAUGUGACCGGCGACGGCCUGCUGGAUGCCGAAGCUCAGGGACUCCUCGCCGGGCUGAAGACACGGCUCUUCGUCAAGUCACAGAAGAUCCUCAACCUGCACUCUGUGGAGCUGAGCAGAGGAAGCAUAAAUCCGAAGUGCAAGGAGCAUGCUCAGUACCUGGACAGCGUCUGCGAGCAGUUUGUCUCACAGAUGAAGGCUCGGAUUGGCGCAGCGAUGGAUUCACUGGGCCGGAGGAAGAUGUGGGGAACCACCGAGGAAGAGGAGAAGAUGGACGGGUUGGUGGUCACGGAGGCAAGGCGCCACAUUGCCAUCAGUGCUGAGCUUUGCAGAGGUUUCCAUGGCAGGGAGGGGCUGCUGGGGAAGCUGUGCCUUGCCAUGUGGGAGUCCAGCAAUGUCCGCCACAGGCCGCUGGUGGUUCAUGGUGGCGCCGGGAUGGGGAAGACGGCGGUGCUGUGCAAACUGGCCCAGGAGAUGCGUGGUGUACUGGAGGCCAGGGCAGUGGUGGUGAUCAGGCUGCUCGCAGCUUGCCACCCUCAAAAACCUGACAUUGACCACGUUCUCCACAGCAUCUGCACACAGGUGUGCUUGGCUUCUGGUCUGGCUCCGCCCUCACCGCUGACGGUCUCCACUCACUUGGAGCUGCUGCGAUUCUUCUGGGAUGUUCUUGAGCAGGUUUCCCAGCAGGGCGGUGCUCUGGUCAUCGUCCUGGACUCUGUGGAGCAGCUUGCAGACCAACAUCACGCUCACAAGCUCCGCUGGUUGCCUGUUGACCUCCCGCCCAACGUCCAUGUGGUUGUCUCCAUGGAAACCAACAGCGAGGCAUUUGCUAACAUGCGGUUUAAGUUGGAGUCUCUGGGAAGCUUCUUUGAGGCAGAGCGUUUGUCUUGCGAGGAAGGUGAACGCAUCAUAGAGUCAGACCUGCGAGCGUCUCAGCGGACGCUGACGUGCGAGCAGAGUAGCGCUGUGCUGCAAACUGUUGAGUCAUCUGGCUGCCCACUCCACCUCAAACUCAUCCUGUCUGUCGCCAAACGCUGGACGUCCUUCACGCCACUGACAGAGCUGCGUCUGGGUACCAGCACUCAGGAAAUGAUGUCACACCUCUUCCUUAUGCUGGAGGAAAAACACGGGAAGGAGCUGGUGGGCGGGGCUUUGGGGUACAUCACUCUAGCAAGGGAGGGUCUGCUGGAGGCUGAGUUGCGUGAUGUCAUGUCCCUGGAUGAUGAUGUCAUCAGUGAGGUGUACCGGUACUCCCUUCCUCCGAUUCCCUCACUGAUCCGGCUGCCGCCCCUCCUGUGGGCGCGGCUAAGGCGGGACCUUGAGGACCACCUGGAGGAGCGCUGGACUGAUGGAGUCGCCACCAUCGCCUUCAACAACAAGCGUCUGUCCGAGGCGGUCUCAGCACAUUAUCUGAGGUCAGAGCGGCGGGGGCGAAGUUUGAGGAUCCUGGCAGAGUACUUCCUGGGUCGGUGGUCAGGGAAACUGAGGCCAGCGUCUCUGCCGGGUCUCUCACUGCUGCUGUCUGACAGAAAGGUCCCACCCCAGCCGCUGUGGUUUGCUCCAGGAUUGGCUAACAUCAGGAAGCUGCAGGAGCUGCCCUACCACCUGCUGCACAGUGGUCUGUGGGAGGAGCUUCGACAGGAAGUUAUUAGCUGUGCUGAGUGGCUGUUCAUUAAGAGCCGGCUGUGUGGUGUCUCAUCUGUGAUCCAUGACCUGGACCAGUGCUCCAAGUACAUGGACUGCACAGAGACUGGACUGAUACGAGAUGCUCUGGUCCUGAUGAAACCCAGCUUAUGCUUCCUGGAGGGACACAUGGAAGUGUCUUUGUUUUACUCCGAGCUGUUGGCCCGACUGUCCUCGCUCAACUCCGCCUUCCCCACUGUGAUUGGGCGGCUGUGUAGCCAGUGCGAGGAGUGGUUACUGAAGUAUCCGGAUCCGAUUCUCAUCCCAAGGAGCAGCUUCCUGCAGCAGCCAGGGGGGGCGCUGCAGCACACGCUAAGUGUGCUGCGGGGAGGUGUUGUCUGCAUGGACAUCAGCGUGGUGUUGAGGCUCCUAGUUGCGGGGUCAGAUGACGGCGUGGUGGAGGUUUGGAGCAUGCUUGACAAGCAGCUUGUCCACACCUUGCUGGGACACACAGCUUCAAUCUUGGCUGUGAAGGUGAUCGGCAGCCCCGCCCACUGCCUCUCAUUGGCUGCUGACGGUUCACUGAGGAGGUGGAGCCUGAUGAAUGGCCAGCAGCUCUUCUGCAUCGAGGAGGCAGUGCCUAUAGACUCCAUCCCUUCAUCGGUGCACCUCCACCUAUCUGAGCAGCUGCUCUUCGUUUACACCAGGACACAGGUGAAGGUGUGGCAGCUGGAUGGGGCGGAGCUUCACCUGAACAGCAGCGACGAUGAGGUCUGGUUGGUUCUCGGGGUUCUUGGAGAAUCGGUGGUCUAUCUGUCCAACUCCGGUCGGGUCAGGAUCUCGCACCCAGUUUACGGGACUCAGUUAACGGUGAAAACUCCGCAGGAAAACUCAGUGAGGCACCGGACUGUCGUAACCACGCUGAUGCUCCCCAAACGUGAGAAAGUGUUUGUUGUGUAUAAAGGAGGAUUCCUCCACCAGAUUUCCAGGACAGGCAAACAGACUGUUGGCGAGUUUCCUCUGCUUCCUUCCUUCUUCUCAGUCACUGAAGAUGAAAAAACCCUGUUAGCAGCCAGCGAGUGCACUCUGAGCCUCUUCAGCAUCCUCGGCGACUCUCUGGACCGAUUCCUUGACCUCCAGCACGACGAUGACAUUUUAUCCGCCUGUGUCUCCUCAGACGGCAGGCGGCUCGUGUCUGGAGCUGCAGACCAACUUGUACGAGUGUGGUCGGUGACCACGGGGGCGCUGUUGGACUCUCUGUGUGGGGCGGACGCCCCUGUCACCUGUGUGCUUCUCUUUAAUGACUUUGUGGUUUCGGCCUCGACGGCCACCUCUUCCAUCCUGCUGUGGAACCUGAAGUACGACGCCAGCACCAAACCUACCAUCCGCAUUCCUGCAGACUCCGCCCACAUUGCCCUCACCAAAGACGGCAAUCAGGUUUUCUAUGUCCACCAGCAGAGCCAUACCGAGGUCAUGAGCUGGAACAGCCACACAGGUUCUGUGUGCGAGCGUUUGCCCGUCUCCUCCGAGGUGUCCUGUCUGGAGUUGGCUCAGAACAAACGUCUCCUCCUCUGCGGCCUGACGAGUGGCACCGUCCUCAUCUACCCAUUAGCCCUGCCUCAGGAGACGCUUUAUCCCCCCCCGGAGAGCCUCUGCAGGGUCCUCUGCCUCACCGCCGGCACCAAGGAGAAGCACCUGGCGGUGGCCUACGAGGACUCGGUGUGCCUGUUCGAGAUCACUUCCAGGGACAACUUUCCCACGGUGGAGGGGCCUCUGAAGAAGUUUGCACUGCCCCUUCUCCACGCCCCGCUGUCCGCCAUGGCCCUGCUUCCCGACCGCAGGCUGCUGUACGGCACGAGCUGUGGGGAGGUGACGCUGUGGGACUUUGGCAGGGGUGGCGACGUCUCCGACUUGGAGCCUCACCGCAGCGGAGUGACCUGUGUGACGGUCAGUAACCGGGGGGCUCAUGCUCUGGUGGGCUCCGAGGACACUGUGCAGAGGCUGUGGGCCCUGAACCCGCUGGCCCUGGACCACACCAUGGAGUACAAGGGCUUUCUCUUUGAGGGCGUCCUCUCUGCUGCGUUCUCUGAAACCGACCGCUUCAUCUUCACCGGGUCUCAGGACCGAACCAUCAAAGUCUGGGACGUUGCAUCAGGAAACCUGCUCUUCGUUCAGUACGUCUACUCCCCCGUUGUCCGAAUGGUGACCUUCAGGGACGGCUUUGUGGCCAUAACCCGGCAGGGCGCCAUCAUCAGAGAGCUGUUUCGGUGUCCAGACCACAUCGGGCCCGACUACAACCCUGUGAGGAGUUUCAGGGCCCAGUACCGGGUCACCUCUAGGGAGAAGGACCGGGAAGGACCGCAGACCUCCGUAUCCAACCUGCAGGACUUUAACCCCACCCAGUUAAACCUGAACCUCGUGGGCAUGUUCAAAGCCAAACCCUCCUCUGCAUGUGUCAUGCUGUAGGACAGCAGGGCCCAAGUCACGGCUCCCGGACCUUCACUGGCCGUUCAAGGAGGGGAAAAAAAAAUGUUAUUUACCAAUAUUUGAUCAUUAUAUUUAAUAAACAUGU
Molecule: messenger RNA, 5250 nt
Organism: Maylandia zebra (zebra mbuna)
Lineage: Eukaryota; Metazoa; Chordata; Actinopteri; Cichliformes; Cichlidae
Gene: nwd1
Product: NACHT and WD repeat domain containing 1
Molecular function (GO): protein binding
Source: RefSeq, a predicted model, not a curated record